AUGGCGGAAGAGCACAGAUGCCAGGCACAGCGCCUCUGCGCGAACAACUGCGGCUUCUUCGGUAGCCCGGCGACGCAGGAUUUCUGCUCCAAGUGCUACCGAGAUCUGCAGCUCAAGGAGCAAGGCAAGCUCGCCUUGAACCAGACCCUGGCCACCUCCUCCUCCGCCGCUUCCUCGAUCCCAUCCCCGUCGUCCUCCGUUUCCGCGCCUUCCGUCGGGAGGGCGGCGGAGGCGGCCGUGGAGGUUGUUGGAUUGGAGAAGAAGGAUGCGGCUCCGGCGGUGGCGGCGGCGACGCAGGCGAACAGGUGCAGCGAGUGCAGGAAGCGCGUGGGGCUGACGGGGUUCAAGUGCAGGUGCGGGAUGGUGUUCUGCGGCGGCCACCGGUACCCGGAGAAGCACAGCUGCGGGUUCGAUUUCAAGAGCCUGGGGAAGGAGCAGAUCGCCAGGGCCAAUCCGGUCGUCAAGGGUGAGAAGCUCCACAAGAUCUGA
Messenger RNA from Linum tenue, 489 nucleotides. NCBI's taxonomy places the organism in Eukaryota, Viridiplantae, Streptophyta, Magnoliopsida, Malpighiales, Linaceae. The record is from the annotation of a GenBank genome assembly.